Molecule: messenger RNA, 1618 nt
Organism: Linum trigynum
Lineage: Eukaryota; Viridiplantae; Streptophyta; Magnoliopsida; Malpighiales; Linaceae
Source: the annotation of a GenBank genome assembly
ACGCACUUCUAGGUUUCUCCAAUCUCAUAUAUAUAUUAUAUAUAUUAAUUAAACACCUUCCCUGCAUGCUGACAGAGGAAAAGGAAGCAGAGGCCAAAAGCGAAACCCAUUCCCGAACACAAGAGACAAACCCUGAAGCGGCGCCGAUGCUUCAAGUUCACCACCCGCAGUUCCACUUUGUCGUCCACCAAAACUGCAACUUGUUGGCCGCCGUUGAUGAAUAUUUGAUGACAAUUAUCUCACAGAUGAACCAAAUUGCAUGUGAAGGCCGGCCUAGAAAGCGACCAGAAACAAUACCUACCACGCUGAUAGAAGCAAAAGUACAAUCGAAAUACUAUCAUGAUUGGACAAAACCUAAGUGGGUGGGGGGAUCUAGUUAUAAAUUUUGUGAGGUGAAGGGUAGUGGGCUCUCCUCCUCAUCCCUCUUGUAGCCAUCCCAGGUAUCUAACCUGUCUGAAGCCUUUUCCACCUGCAACCAAUCAGUUGGGGAAACUCUAUGUUAUUAACCUAAUAAACCCUCUAUUAAUUUGCUAUAUAUAGUUAAUGAUUGUCCCAUUAAAGAAAACAGGUAGUUCAAAAGUUAGCAUAUCAUAGAGACAAAGCACCCCUUAGCAUAUUCACACCAAACAGUUAGAAAAUACGAGCAAAUUUUUUUUUGUCUUAAAGAUAAUUAUAAUACUUGAGAAAUACGGAUGAGCAAAAUGUUGAAACUAAGGAGUCUAAACCGUACUUGUAGCACAUAUUCGAAUGAGUUUGGUGUGAAUACUUAAAAAUUUCAAACACACACCACAUUCAUGUUCUUUUCUAUCUGGUUCAAUGAAAAUACACCCAAAAAUAGUAUCGGUUGGAUUUUCCUUAUCAAAUCAAUUCAACUUCAUGGGAUUGUCCUAGUGGUACUUUGAGUGUGAGGAUGAAAACAUGUACCCCGCCACGCCUAGGAUUCAAUGAGCACAUCUACCAACGUAAAAAAAAUCAAAUCAAAUUCAAUUGAAAACCCAUGUUUAUUUUCCAUCCUACUUUAAAAAUCAAAUCUCGAGUCGAGGAGUCUCUCAUCAACUGUAUUACUACAUGAUGUGCAUAUAUGCCUUAUAUGGUCAUGGGGCCUGGCUGGAUAGUAGAUAAGUUGCUCCAUCAUUUUUGGGGCCGGCCUAAACAGAUAUUGUACUUUCAUAAUUGGGCCUGAGAAUCGGUCAGCGAAAUAAAGCCCAGCCUACUUUGGGUCUGAUACAGCCUAAUAAACUAAUAUACAGUUGAAGUGGCAAACAAAAAAUAAUCCCCGACGAAACGCUAGCAAUAUGAGGUGUGAAACAAUUAUUAUUCACAAAACGAAAUGGGUACCUCCUUUAUCCAAUCAGUCCGAACAGUGACCCAAAUCAAAAUUAUCGUUUGCAAUGCCGUUCCACCAAUCAUCCCCGACCAUAUCCCCUGUUCGAGCCCAAAAAGGAAAAUUAAUAAUAAAAAAUGGUCAAAUCUUUAAUUUUCUAAAGAAAAAUAAAUCAAAUGGACCCAACAUAAUUAACAUUUUCACUCAUUAGUUAGAAUAGGAGGAGGAUAUUACCUAAAAAAUAUGACCAUAUUUAAUUGAAAUAUUUUUGACAAAUAAUUGACAUAUUAAAAA